AACAGACUGCGGUCUAGUGUCAUGCUAUGGUUUCCUACCCAACUUUACACCUACAGUACACUGAAACAGGAAAUUAAGACGCCUGAGCAAAGAGCAGCAUGCGCGCUGUAUUCUGAGAGGAGCUGCUCACAUAAAGUGCAGCUACAAAACUUUUAUCGCAUGUGUUUUCAACAGGACAUUAAACUAAGGAGUCCCUAAACAACUUGAUGCAGCGGUGUUUGUGAGAAUCAACCUACACUGUCUCACUUUCAUGUGACAAAACACUCAAUCAGCAAAGAUGAACGCGACAGAUGGCAACUGCAGUACGCCUUCGGCAGAGUACCAGUACUACUUGUUCCCGGCGGUCUACAGCUUAGCAUUGGUUGUAGGUCUACCAGGAAAUCUGGCGGCCUUCUUCGUCUUCACCUUCAGGUGCAAUCCCCGCACAGGCUUCAGUGUUUACAUCAGCAAUCUGGCUCUGGCAGACAUUGUCAUCCUUUGCACUCUGCCCUUUAAGAUCCACUACCACCUCCACAGGAACAACUGGGUGUUUGGGGACGCCGCUUGCCGCGUCACCGGGAUUCUGUUCUUCGCCAACAUCUACAUGAGCAUCUGUUUCAUGACUUGUAUCUGUGUGGAUCGCUACAUGGCCACUGUGCACCCUCACACCUAUCUGAGGAUGCGGAGCCCCCGGUGCUCUCUGGUUGUGAGUGUGGUGCUCUGGUGUGUAGUUUUAGUGGCUAUGCUGAUCUUUGUCCUCAUGGGACCUCUGGAAACCAACAAUGACGAAUCGGGAAGCCACAGCUGCUUUGAGAAUUUCGCCCAGAAAGAGUGGAGCUCACGCUUGGUGGUGUACAGCAUGCUGUGCCUGACCGCUGGCUCCCUGCUGCCCUCCGUGAUCAUCCUGGUGUGUUACCCGCUGGCUGCGCGGCGCAUUUCCAUGAUACGGACUAAAACAGCCCAAAAAGCCGUGAGGGUCAUUUACACCAUCCUGGCUAUAACGCUGCUCUGCUUCCUGCCCAACCAUGUAGUGUACCUGCUGCACCUCCUCCGACGCAUGGAGGUCAUCCAGAGCUGCUCCUCUGUCAACGCCAUCCACAACGCCAGGCGCAUCACCAUGGCGCUCGUCAUCCUCAACACAUGCCUGGACCCCGUGCUUUACUACGUCACCACCAGCCACUGCAAAUGGAAGCAGUUAAAGAUGACAUGGCUGUGCAGAAGAGUUGGGAGGAGGAGGGGUGUUUAUACCAUUGCAGUGAGCUGAAGGGUAACAGCACAUGUAUACUGUAAUUAGAUCUCUUUACAUGCUUCAUUGUUAAUGUAACGUCACUAUUGCAAAAAUGAGACUUUUCUACAAAAGUGUUUAUUCGAAUUGGCUUUGUACAUCAAAAAUAAAGGGACCGAAUUUGAGGAUCUUUUUUUCGCUUAAUCUUGUGCAGUUCAGUCUAUAAAUGAGUCCAUGAAAGAGUCUGCAACAUCACG
Molecule: messenger RNA, 1461 nt
Organism: Sander lucioperca (pikeperch)
Lineage: Eukaryota; Metazoa; Chordata; Actinopteri; Perciformes; Percidae
Product: lysophosphatidic acid receptor 6
Exons: 2
Coding region: 278-1243 (321 amino acids)
Biological process (GO): G protein-coupled receptor signaling pathway
Cellular component (GO): membrane
Molecular function (GO): oxysterol binding; G protein-coupled receptor activity
Source: RefSeq, a predicted model, not a curated record